ACUCAAGACUGCAUGGGCCAUAAUCCGAGUAGGCCCAAUGAAAGGCCCAAAAUGGUAAAGGACCCAUUUUCACACCGUAAAAUCCGUGGAGAAAAAGGACCCAAAGUUCCCCUAAUUUUCACAAACAACCGAAGUUUAACAAUGGCUUCAUCCAAAAAGUCAAGUACCGAAGCCAAGAGCAAAGAAGCGGGAACCUCAAAGCCAACUCCCAAAACCAAGACCCACAACAAUGCCAGAAAAUCCGACAAGGAUGAUUCGAACAAGAAGAAGAAGAAGAAGAAGAAGAUUAGCACUAUCAAUGGCUCCGUCAAGGACAACGAGGCGUUAGCUACUUCUCCUCCAGGCUCAGCCUCAGCCUCUGAGGAGGUCGAUGCCGAUGAAGACAGAGCCGAAACCACGAGUGGAAAACCUAACACCUCAAAAUCGAAGAAAGUUCAACGGAACCAUGUCAAGAAAGAAGAGAAUGGUUAUGCUGCCGAAGAAGAAGAAGAAGCCGAGGAGAAGAUUUAUAAAUUCCCUAUGCAUCGGAUCAAGAAAAUCAUGAGGGACGAAAAUUCUGAUUUGCGUAUCAAUCAGGAAGCUUUGUUUCUCGUCAACAAAGCUUCGGAGAUGUUUCUCGUUCAAUUUUGCAAAGAUGCAUAUGCGUGCUGUGCUCAGGAUCGCAAGAAGUCUCUUGCUUACAAGCAUCUAUCAUCAGUAGUUUGCAAAAGGAAGAGAUACGACUUUCUUUCAGAUUUUGUUCCAGAGAAAUUAAAAUUCGAAGACGCAUUAAAGGAAAGAAACAUGGCCGAAUCAGGGAAAGACUAGGCAUCUUCGUCUUUUAAUUUGAACACUCCUUUUUGUUCUGUGGAUGUGUAAUAUUAAGGUAUCUUGUCAUGUCAAUGGGUAUCCAAGGAAGUUGGACACAACAUACACUUUUUUUUUUUUUUUACCUCCGUACAGUUCUGUAAGUUUAUUAACGACAUCUCAAAUCUAACAUCCAUUCUAACAUCA
Benincasa hispida (wax gourd) is the source of this 993-nucleotide messenger RNA. RefSeq names its product nuclear factor Y, subunit C10 (gene NF-YC10). The record is from RefSeq and is a predicted model, not a curated record. NCBI's taxonomy places the organism in Eukaryota, Viridiplantae, Streptophyta, Magnoliopsida, Cucurbitales, Cucurbitaceae. Gene Ontology annotation, molecular function: protein heterodimerization activity; transcription cis-regulatory region binding. Gene Ontology annotation, cellular component: nucleus. Gene Ontology annotation, biological process: regulation of DNA-templated transcription.